CUACAUGUUGAAGUUUAUUGAAGACUUCACUCCAACAGACUUUAUGUUAUCUUUAUGUUAACUUGUUCAUUUGGACUCCUAAACUAAAAACGCUGCUCUGCUUAUGACAUUUAUUUUCAAGUCCUGACGAAUAUAAUUUCGUUUCUCAUGAGGAAAGCAAUGAGAACUGGAUCGAGUUCUCCUCCAAUCCAUCUGCACAUCAGCGAGUCCACACCGCUCCAUGUGCACGUGAAGAGCCAGAGGAGUCCUGCCGGCCAGCCCCAGGAGAAGACCAACGUGGACAGAGGGAACCUCCGUCCUACAGCCAAGGUCAAAACUCGAGUUCCAUGGAUCCCACCGGGAAAGGCUCCCAUACGGGACGCUUCAUACAAGUGGGAGGGUCCAACACACCGCCUUGAGAUCACCCCCCCGCUCCAUGAAGAGCCUGAACACUCCCAGUCCGCGCUGCGACUCGCUGACCUCACAUCGGAGGAAGAGGAGGGGCUGCACGGGCGGAUCAGCCAGUAUGAGAGAAAGAUCGAAAGCUUACUGACGGAGGUCAGCUCUCUGAAGAGCGAGGUGGAGCUGCGGAAGAAGGAGCAGCUACUGGAGCGACAGUCGGAGCAGCUGAGUGUCUCCCAGAGGGUGAUGGAGGAGCAGGAGGAGGAGCUGGCGGAGGUGAGCAAGGAGCUGCAGCAGACCGAGAGAGAGAACUCACGACUGCGCCUGUCCAUGGAAAAGAUGCUGGAGGAGAGCGACCACAACAGAGGUGACAUGGCCAGUCUGCAACAAGACAAAGCAGCUCUGCACAGGAUGCUGGUGGGGGCUGAGGUGGAGGGGGCAGCAGCAGCCCAGCAGGUCUCCUCCCUGAGGGACUCUGUUUCCAAACUAUGCUCUGCUGCUGGCACCAGACUGUCCGGCUCUGAGUCUGCAGGCCUGGCCCGUCAGAAGGAGCUGCUGCUACAGAAGCUGGAGGCCUUUGAGUCCACAAACCAAACUCUGCGGCACCUCCUCAGAGAGCAGCACAGGGCCCAGGUGGAGUCAGAGCGAGGGUCCGAGCAGAAAGACGCCUUACUGAAGAGACUGGCGGACACAGAGGCAGGAAACGCUCAUCUUGUGGUUAAACUUCAAGAACAGGACAGAGAGGUGAAUCAGCUGUGCAGGCUUCUAGACAGUGAGAAGGACAAUGCCAAGAGCUCAUCUGAUUUGUCCAAGAGUCUGGAGUCAACUAGAGCUCAUUUACAGGGACAGCUGCGGACCAAAGAGGCUGAGAACAACAGGCUGACCGUGCAGAUAAAGAAUCUGGAGCGUGCAGCCAGCCAGCAGAAGGUGGAGAUGGAGUAUCUGACAGAGCAGUUGGGGGCGCUGAGGCGGCAGGCCAGUGCAGACCGGGAUGCUCUGAAACGAGCCACGAGAGCUCAGAAACAGCGUGCGGAGCGCAGCGAGGACACAGCGGGCCAGCUGAGCGUCCAGCUGCUGGACAUGGAGAAGCAGCUGCUGGAGGCGCUGUCUGCAGCUGAAGCCUGGCAGAGUCGCCGUGCCCAGGAAGACAAGGAGAAGAGUCGACUGGAGAUAGAGCUGUCUCUGUUGAACAGCCGGGUAGCAGAGCUGACGGAGCAGCUGCAGAGUGCGGGGGAUAAAGGCCGGGCGGAGAGAGAGGCCCUGCUGGAGCGCCUGCAUGCACUGACCUCAGACAGCACAGGGGCCAAACUGGAGAACCAGGCCCUCAAGGCUACAGCGUCUGCAGUGGAGGAGAAGCUGGCCUUGUCUCAGUCAGAGCUCCAGCAGGUCAAAGCCUCCAUCCUGCAGUAUGAGAGCCUGCUGGACAGCUACAAGAUCCAGGUUGGAAAAACCCGUGGAGAAGCCGAUGAGUACCGUGCUCGGUUGUCUCAGGCGGAGCGGCAGGCCCAGGCGGUGCGGGGGGGGCUGGAGCAGGAGCUGGAGGAGGUGCGCAGGGAGCUGCUGGGGAGCCUUGCGGAGCUGGAACCUCUUCCUGAAGCCUUACGACGCUCCGAACUCCAGCUGAAGGAGGCCCAGGAGCGGGAGCGCAGCCAGGAGAGACGCAGCAUGGAGCUCAGCACCACCCUGAGCGACCUCCGCGUGAAGGUGGAGACGCAGGGAAGCCAGGUGGAGCUCCUGAGACAGAAGAACAAGCUGCUGCUGGACGAGAACAGACAGCUGCAGCACAGCCUGGAGACAGGGGAGAGGAAGCUGGAGGAGGCUGGCAGUCAGAAUUUCGAGCUGCUGGCCAUCAUUGCAAAACGGGAAGACUCCAUACACAGUAACCAGCUCCGCCUGGAAGAGAAGAGCCGGGAAUGUUCCAUGCUGAGCCGGAAGCUGGAGGAGGCUCUUGGUGACGCUCACCAGCAGAUUUCAGAGACCAGAGGACUUGCUGCCACUAAAGAGCGCUCGACCCAGUCCAAAAUCAUCGAGCUAGAGACUCAACUUAGCAGGACAACCUCGGAAAUCAACCAACUGCGGCGCAGCAAAGAGGAGGUGGAGCGGCGCUACAACAGCCGACUGCAGGAUGUGAAGGACCGUCUGGAGCAGUCAGACACCACCAACCGCAGCCUGCAGAACUACGUCCAGUUCCUCAAAGCCUCCUACACCAACGUGUUUGGAGACCUGGCCCUGGGCAGCUCCCUGAGGGCCCCCUCACCCAUCUGACAGCCCCUCUGUCAGAGUGAUAUGCACAAAUUCCAAAAACAGUAUGGGGGUUUGAGUCUGUGACAUUUAGAGUUGAUGACAAGAGAAGGCAGUUAAGAUGCUCCGUCUGUUGCCUGGUUGCCAGUCGGGGAGGAGCGAGAGAAUUCACAAAAAUGAUUGUAAAACCUACAGAAAGGCGACAAGGGCUUCUUGAUGUAUCAGGUUCAAUGCAAAAACACGGCAGCAUAGUGAACUGUUGGCAUCACAACUAAAAAAGAUGUUUUGCUUUUUAAAGGGAGACAUAAAGUACAACUUCUGUCACUGUAUUCACAUGUUUUGAUACCAGGCCAUGCUGUGAACAGCUGUGAUCAGAGCCAAUAAGAACGCUAGGUAAUGUUUUAGAAAAGCACAGCGUUGUAAGAAUAUGUUAAACUAAUAUGCUCUGGGUUUGAAGGUUCAUACAGCUGUAACGCACAGGACUUCAUCUACCCAGCUCUGCUGCUGAACAUCUGAUCCUGCAGCACUCAGGCUCUGACCUCACUGAGGAACUAAUGGACUCUACAGUGUUUACUCCAUUGCUCUACAAAAGUAGUCGUGACAUGCUGAAUAAGAGCUGCAGAAGUUCAGAGAGAGAGCUGGUCUGAUGACAUUUUGAAGUCAUUGUUUUAGCUGUUUUUUUCCACCUCUUUUUGUAUGUUUUUCACCUAUUUAACGCGCAUUAGAGCUUUCAGAUCGAAUGUUUGGAUUGGGUAUUAUUUUAUAUGGCCAAAACUUUUGGAGCUUCUAAUUUCCUUAUCAAGUAAUCAUAGUAUCUUUUAACUAACCUCAGCUAGUCCUGAUGUCUGUAAUAUGUCUUUUACCAGAAUGAACAGACUACAUACUGUAUUGUACUGCUUUAUACUAAAACUAUGAUCAGUUUUUUACAUUUAUAAAACACCAUGCCACCAUGACAUAGCUCACUUAAAUGUAUCUAUGCUCUGUGAUCGUAUGGAACUGAAUACAAUGGUGCUACUGCUGUCCUUUGGCUGGUACAAGACAGUGUGUGAAAACAAUAUUAUAGUUGUUGCCUGUUCUCAGAGUGUAUCUAUUAACUGCAAAAUUCACUGGUAACAUCAAUAAAACAUGUUUUUCUA
This is a messenger RNA of Eleginops maclovinus (Patagonian blennie), 3758 nucleotides long. RefSeq names its product outer dense fiber of sperm tails 2a (gene odf2a). Gene Ontology annotation, cellular component: centrosome. The record is from RefSeq and is a predicted model, not a curated record. The coding region runs from base 148 to 2646 and encodes 832 amino acids. Gene Ontology annotation, biological process: regulation of cilium assembly. The transcript is spliced from 19 exons. NCBI's taxonomy places the organism in Eukaryota, Metazoa, Chordata, Actinopteri, Perciformes, Eleginopidae.